AUGAGAGGUGCUGUGCAUGUCUCCAUCAUGUUCCUCCUGGCAACUGCAUCUGACUGUGCUGUGAUCACUGGGGCCUGUGAGCGAGAUGCCCAGUGUGGGGCAGGCACCUGCUGUGCCAUCAGCUUGUGGCUUCGGGGGCUAAGUAUAUGCACCCCACUGGGUCGGGAAGGAGAGGAGUGCCACCCGGGCAGUCACAAGAUCCCCUUCUUCCGGAAACGCAGGCGCCACGCGUGUCCCUGUUCGCCCGCUCUGCUGUGCUCCAGGUUCCCCGAUGGCAGGUACCGCUGCUCCGUGGACUUAGAGAACAUCAGCUUUUAG
Messenger RNA from Jaculus jaculus (lesser Egyptian jerboa), 318 nucleotides. It is a transcript of the gene Prok1, whose product is annotated as prokineticin 1. Lineage: Eukaryota; Metazoa; Chordata; Mammalia; Rodentia; Dipodidae. The transcript has 3 exons. The coding region runs from base 1 to 318 and encodes 105 amino acids. The record is from RefSeq and is a predicted model, not a curated record.